Arachis ipaensis is the source of this 2245-nucleotide messenger RNA. RefSeq names its product putative methylenetetrahydrofolate reductase (NADH). Gene Ontology annotation, biological process: tetrahydrofolate interconversion. NCBI's taxonomy places the organism in Eukaryota, Viridiplantae, Streptophyta, Magnoliopsida, Fabales, Fabaceae. Gene Ontology annotation, cellular component: cytosol. Gene Ontology annotation, molecular function: FAD binding; methylenetetrahydrofolate reductase [NAD(P)H] activity. The record is from RefSeq and is a predicted model, not a curated record.
GACAGAAUUUGAAGAAAUGAGGCACUUAGCCAGUAACUGUAGCCACCAUUACCAACCAACUAUAUCAUCCCCAUCUCAGAUCUAUGCUGCCACCUCUAAUCUAAGUCUAUAAAUAGCCAGAGUAGCUCCCCUGCCAUUGCGCGCUUUUGCCAUCUGCCUCUGCCUCAUUGUCUCCCUUCCUCAUAAGUUUCAUCCUAGAGGAUAAAAUUUGAAGAGACAAAAAGAAGCAAAUGAAGGUGAUAGAGAAAAUACGAGCAGCUGCGGCAGCUGAUCCAGACAGGGUGGUCUUCUCAUUCGAGUUCUUUCCACCCAAGACCGAAGAUGGGGUAGAUAAUUUGUUUGAGAGGAUGGACCGGAUGGUGGCACAUAAUCCUUCGUUUUGCGAUAUCACUUGGGGCGCAGGAGGAUCCACAGCUGAUCUAACACUUGAAAUUGCAAACAAGAUGCAAAACAUGGUAUGCGUGGAGACCAUGAUGCACCUCACCUGUACCAACAUGCCUGUAGAGAAGAUCGACCAUGCUCUCCAGACCAUCAAGUCCAAUGGUCUCCAGAAUGUUCUUGCUCUUCGUGGUGAUCCCCCUCACGGUCAGGACAAAUUUGUCCAGAUUGAAGGUGGCUUUGCCUGCGCUCGGGACUUGGUUAAACAUAUAAGAGCCAAAUAUGGUGACUACUUUGGCAUCACAGUUGCUGGUUAUCCAGAGGCACAUCCAGAUGUUAUAGGAAGUGAUGGCUUGGCUACUCCAGAAGGUUAUCAAAAUGAUCUUGCUUACCUCAAGAGCAAGGUUGAUGCUGGAGCGGAUCUGAUCGUUACCCAAUUAUUUUAUGAUACAGAUAUAUUCCUUAAAUUUGUGAAUGACUGUCGCCAAAUUGGAAUAACUUGUCCUAUUGUGCCUGGAAUUAUGCCGAUUAAUAAUUAUAAAGGUUUUCUCCGCAUGACUGGCUUUUGUAAAACGAAGAUACCAGCUGACAUUUUUGCUGCUUUAGAGCCUAUCAAGGACAAUGAAGAAGCUGUCAAAUCUUAUGGAAUUCACCUGGGAACUGAAAUGUGCAAAAAAAUUUUAGCUCAUGGAAUUAAGACACUACAUAUGUAUACUCUAAAUAUGGAGAAAUCAGCAUUAGCAAUACUAAUGAAUCUCGGCUUAAUUGAAGAGACCAAAAUUAAUAGGUCAUUACCUUGGCGACGCCCUGCAAAUGUGUUUCGUGUUAGAGAAGAUGUUCGUCCAAUAUUUUGGGCAAAUCGUCCAAAAAGCUACAUAUCAAGGACAAUAGGAUGGGAUCAAUACCCACAUGGGCGUUGGGGUGAUUCUCGUAAUCCAUCAUAUGGUGCACUAACUGAUUACCAGUUCAUGAGGCCACGUGCACGGGACAAAAAGCUUGUUGAAGAAUGGGUGGUUCCCCUGAGGAGCAUUGAGGAUAUUUAUGAGAGGUUUAAACAGUAUUGCCUUGGAAAGUUGAGAAGCAAUCCUUGGUCAGAACUAGAUGGUCUUCAGCCAGAGACGAAGAUUAUAAAUGAGCAGCUGGAAAAGAUUAACUUGAAGGGAUUUCUCACCAUCAAUAGCCAGCCAGCAGUCAAUGGGGAGAAAUCUGAUUCUGCUACUGUAGGCUGGGGUGGACCUGGUGGAUAUGUAUAUCAGAAGGCAUAUGUGGAGUUCUUUUGCUCUAAGGAAAAGCUGGAUGCACUUGUUGAGAAAUGCAAGAAUAGAUCAUCUCUAACUUUCAUGGCUGUGAAUAAAGAAGGAAGUUGGAGAUCUAAUGUAGGCCAAACCGAUGUGAAUGCUGUGACAUGGGGGGUCUUCCCAGCCAAGGAAAUAAUCCAACCAACCAUUGUAGAUCCUGUUAGCUUCAUGGUAUGGAAGGAUGAGGCAUUUGAAAUUUGGUCAAGAGGAUGGGCAUGCUUGUACCCUGAGGGUGAUGCUUCCAGGAAAUUGGUUGAAGAGGUGGGCAACAGCUACUUCUUAGUCAGCUUAGUAGACAAUGAUUAUGUCAAUGGCGAUCUUUUUGCUGUUUUUGCAGAUUUCUGAGAUGAACUUCAUAUAUUAGGUCUUUUAAGUAUUGUUCGGUUGUUUGUCAAGCUUUUUCCUUUUAUUUUUCUUCAUGAAGAUUUGAAUUAUUUAGAUGGCUCUAAAGUUCGUAUGGCACAUCAUCGUUUGUAGUAAACAUAUAUUAUAGACGUGUUAUUCUUCAGAAUUGCACCGGUAACGUGUCAUUUAAUGAAAUUGGUUGUAAGAUAAUUUGUAGACAAUAA